AUGGCCGCGGAACCGCCCACUACCUCCUUCUCCUCUUCGGGUGAAGAUGUCAUCAGUCAGGUUAUAGAAGUCACACCCGAUACCUCUGCAGACGUUCUUUCACUUGAAGAAUUUGAUAUAUUCUAUGAAAUCAGACGAACGGCGGAGGAAAUCGUGCGGGGAGACUACAAACGCAUUGCUCUUCAAUUCCCAGAUGAACUCUUACACGACUCUGUGCCCAUAUUCCGACGAUUGAAUAAAACCAUAGCAGAACUUGAAGCGGAAGGCGCCACAAGCACGAUUCGAGAACUAUACGUUUUAGCUGAUACAUCCUACGGAAGCUGUUGCGUGGAUGAAGUGGCGGCACAGCAUGCCAAUGCCGAUCUAAUAGUGCAUUAUGGGCACGCUUGUAUGACUCAGACGUCCCGGCUCCCUGCUAUCUACGUGUUUGGGCAAAAGCAGAUUGACGUCGAAAGAUGUGUUGCAGAGCUUAUGAGGGUCUUCAAUCGUGACGAGUCUGAGAGGGAGAAUACAACGGAGAAGAGGGCUGUUUUGCUGAAACACGAUGUGACAUUUGCACAUAAAGCUGAUGAGAUUGUUCAAUGCCUUCGUCAGGCUUUGUCUCAGAGCGUUCCCCCCAUCCCUCUUCUUUAUCACAAAAUCCCCGAAAUGACUUAUCCCUCUUCGGCUACCUCUGCGGCCAAUCCCUCCUCUCAUCCAGUAAACGAUCACGAUCCAGAGACAGAUUUUCAAUUAGAACACACGAUAAUAUUUUAUGUUGGCGGGGAAAGCCUGGGGCUGAGCAACCUUCUCAUGACCAAUUCUUCCUGUAAUGUGUAUACUUAUAACCCCACAACCCAGACGGCUUUGCAUGAAUCGGCCACAGGACGAACAAAUAAAAUGCUCAUGCGGCGCUACGUAGCAGUGCAGAAAGCACGAGACGCCGACGUCUUUGGCAUCCUAGUAGGAACUCUAGGCGUCGCCUCGUAUCUCCCCCUCAUCUCCCAUAUACGGCGCCUGCUGGCUCGCAAGCAGAAAAAGAGCUACACUAUCAGCGUAGGGAAGCUGAAUCCUGCCAAACUCGCCAACUUCCUCGAGGUAGAAUGUUUCGUUCUAAUAGCAUGUCCAGAAAACAGUCUUAUUCAAGAUAAAGAAUUUUUACGUCCUAUAAUCACUCCGUAUGAGCUUGAGGUUGCGAUGCAGGCGGAACAAAGCUGGACAGGUCGAUAUGUUCUCGAUUUCGAGAAGCUCCUUGCCGAUGCGAAGGCUACCGCGCCUGGGGAGGGUGCAGACGACGGGACAUCAAAACACGAAGAUGAAGGCACAGACAGCGAUCCCGAUCAACCUGUUUUCUCCCUAGUGACAGGGACAUAUCGUCACGCGAAGAGAUACGGAGGGAAGCAUGAUGUAGAAGCGGAACAGAGUCUAGUGGAAAACACCUCUGCCAUGGUCAUCCGCAAUAAAGACGAUCAGGUCGCGAUGAUCGACAGCGCUGCUGGUCAAUUCCUCCAGCAGCGGACGUAUCAGGGCCUGGAAGUGCGUAUGGGAGAGGACGCGCCAAGUGUUUUGGAGCAGGGACGCAGUGGAAUUGCCAGAGGUUAUCAGGACGAUAAGUCGCAUAAAGAGUUUGAGUAA
Psilocybe cubensis is the source of this 1614-nucleotide messenger RNA. RefSeq lists its product as uncharacterized. Bases 1 to 1614 code for a protein of 537 amino acids. Gene Ontology annotation, biological process: protein histidyl modification to diphthamide. Gene Ontology annotation, molecular function: 2-(3-amino-3-carboxypropyl)histidine synthase activity. The transcript is spliced from 9 exons. NCBI's taxonomy places the organism in Eukaryota, Fungi, Basidiomycota, Agaricomycetes, Agaricales, Agrocybaceae. The record is from RefSeq and is a predicted model, not a curated record.